AUGCCUGCCUGUGAUGUUCCGUCCCCUCAGAUCAUCACUGCACAGCAUAUUGCAUUCGACUUUAGCUCUGUGGGGCGCCCAGACGCGCACCCUCCAACGUCAACGCGGCCCGGUGAAGCGCAUCCAGUCGACGCCAAAAGUCCAGAGCUGCUCAUCAAUGGCAACUCCCAACCCCUCGAAAACCGCUUCGCGUCUAAAGAAGCCCCAAUGGCGACGGCUGUCAAGCAACAGAAGAGAGCCGCAAGGGCUUGCGACCAUUGUCGACGGAAACGCCUGAAAUGCUCCAAUGACAUCGGAGGCACAAAAUGUAUGAAUUGCGUUCUUUAUGACACCGAGUGCGAGUACACGGGCAGGCCACCCCCCGAGGGCUCAGGCAAUGCUCGGAAAAGAGCAAGGGUUGCGGAUGCGCCGAGCGAAGUGAAUCCUCCCGCAAAGGAAGCAGUGCACGCCAUACCAUCAUCCGCGAACCAACCCCUGCCCGGCCCCGGAUAUACGCCCCCGAGGCAUUCCCCGAUUGCAGAUCCCGUAAGCCAACUCCCUGAAGAUCUCCCGAAGCCCGCUCCGGACGAUAUUGGGGCCAUCAUCCUAUCGUCUGCGGUGCAAGAGGGCUACUCGAUAGAAAAACGUAGACCGCCAGAGCACCAUCGCGACCACCUUGCCAAAGAGCUGAGUGGCUAUAUCACGCCUAUGUUGACCGGUGUCGAGGACAUAGGCGAGCCCUUGCCAAAAGACCUAGAUAAUCAAAGUUUCAAACUCGCAUCCAGCACGACGGUGGACGCUUUAGUGACAGCUUUCUUUCAGAAUGUACUACCGCUUUAUCCGAUCCUGGAUGAAGCAAAUUUUCGACUUCUAUUCCAGCGCUACAAACAAAAACAGGAUAUCGGCGAGUUAUGGCCCAUACUUCUGCGGCUGGUGCUGGCGUCGGGUGCUGCCAGCUGUCAAGAUAAUCUUGGGCUGGAGGGCGAGGAUAGCCUGUCGAACUUCAGAAAAGCGUUGUUUGCGCAAGCGCUCAAAGCCACACCGGCGCUGUACAGCAAAGCCAGCACCCAAAGUAUUCAGAUUAUGCUUCUUAUUUCCCUCUAUUCACUUCAAGUCAAGCGUACGAACAGCGCGUGGUACUGGUGCGGGUCAGCGAUCCGUCUUGCCCAGGCCUUUGGAAUCUACGGCCGCAAUGUGCGAGCUCUGAACGAGCAGGAGCAGCGUGAAAAGGAUCUUAUUGCUUGGACCGCUUUCACGAUGGAGACGUAA
Molecule: messenger RNA, 1248 nt
Organism: Aplosporella prunicola CBS 121167
Lineage: Eukaryota; Fungi; Ascomycota; Dothideomycetes; Botryosphaeriales; Aplosporellaceae
Exons: 6
Coding region: 1-1248 (415 amino acids)
Biological process (GO): DNA-templated transcription; regulation of DNA-templated transcription
Molecular function (GO): zinc ion binding; DNA binding; DNA-binding transcription factor activity, RNA polymerase II-specific
Source: RefSeq, a predicted model, not a curated record